CUUCCUAUGGAAGGGAUGCACGCAGGAGUGCACACAACAGUAGCAGGAGGGGACGCGGCUGUUGAAAGUGAAGCAAAAUACGGUGUGAGAAGAAAGAAAGAGGGUGAGAAGCUUGGGCCGGAAGCCUGAGAAAGCAGGAUUAUCCUAGCUUCACAGACACGGAAGGGAACUGAGGGAGGAUUGUCAGCAUAUGUCGACGCCUGUGAUCCGUCGUUAACAGUGCUGGUUGUUAAUGCCUGAGAAUCGUGCUAGGAAUUAUGUUUUCUCCAUAGCUAAACUAGAAGAAGAAGGAAAGGAAAAGAGGAAGCAGGGGAGUGAAGAAGAAGAACAGUUGGGGGGAGGAAGUGGAGGAUGAAAGGAGGGUUUGGCCCUGCGAAAAGGAGAUGGAAAGGGCUGGCAAUUGGUGUACUCUUCCUCGUUUUCCUUUCAAUGCUCGUUCCCCUUGCCUUUUUGCUUGGCCUUCACAAUGGCUUUCACUCUCCUGGACUUGGGACUGCGCAGCAAACUCCGGCUCCGAAUGGUAUCAGGACUCAUGGUAGAUACGACUCCAAAAAUGUCCCAAAUCAGUCUGAGAGUGAUAAGCAGAGUCAUAACAAUGACCCCGUGGGAAAAGUUAGGCCCACUCUUCCAAAGGAAACUCAUAGGAACACCACUAGCGAAGUUAAAAAUGAAACUGUAAGAUGGAAUGCCACACCUAAUAAUCAACAACAGAAAGGGACUCCAGUGCAUCCUGGUGAUGUGCAAUCUCUACCUAGUACAAAUCAUACAACUGACAGUACAGUUAAAAGUAUUGAGUACAGAAAAGGAGAUGUUGAUGAAAGUAGAAAAUUAUGUGAACAGAAAUUUGGGAGUUAUUGCCUUUGGCGAGAAGAAAAUAAAGAAAAAAUGAAGGAUUUAAUGGUGAAGAAAUUAAAGGACCUGCUUUUUGUGGCUAGAUCUUACUAUCCUACCAUUGCAAAAAUUCCAACAGAAAGCAAGUUCACUCACGAAAUGAAAGUAAAUAUUCAAGAUUUUGAGCGUGUUCUUAGUGAAAGUACUACGGAUCUUGAUCUUCCACCGCAGAUUGAGAAGAAGUUACAGAAGAUGGAAGCUGUAAUAGCAAGAGCUAAGUCUUUUCCUGUGGAUUGCAAUAACAUCGACAAAAAAUUGAGGCAAAUAUAUGAUAUGACCGAGGAUGAAGCUAACUUCCACAUGAAGCAGAGUGCCUUUCUGUAUCAACUAGCAGUGCAAACCAUACCGAAGAGUCUUCACUGCUUGUCUAUGAAGCUAACAGUGGAAUAUUUUAAAUCUCCUCUUGAAAUGGAGCUUUCUCAUAGAGAGGUGUUUUCAGAUCCUUUACUACAGCAUUAUGUUAUAAUCUCCAAUAACGUUCUCGCGUCUUCUGUUGUAGUCAACUCAACUGUUAGGCAUGCACGAGAGAGUAGAAGUCUUGUUUUCCAUGUGCUGACAGAUAGACAAAAUUACUAUGCCAUGAAGUUAUGGUUCUACAAAAAUUCAUACAGGGAAGCUGCUGUUGAAGUCUUGAAUAUUGAGCAAUUGAACUAUCAUGACAAAACAACUUCCUUACAUCUGUCUUUGCCCGUGGAGUUUCGUGUUUCUUUUCACACCCAUGAUAAGAUGCACUACUUAACAACUUUUUCACAUUCUCACUAUCUUCUUCCUAAGAUAUUCCAGAAUUUGUCAAAAAUUGUCAUAUUGGAUGAAGAUGUUGUUGUGCAGCACGAUUUGUCGGCCCUGUGGAGCCUCAACAUGAAUGGGAAAGUGAAUGGUGCUGUGCAGUUGUCAUCCGUGAGGUUGGAUCAACUAAAGAGCUACAUUGGGCCAGGCAGUUUGAGUAAAAAUUCUUUUGUUUGGAUGUCUGGAUUGAACAUAAUUGAUCUGGCCAGGUGGAGGGAACUAGAUCUUACUGAAAGCUACUGGAGGUUGGUAAGAGAGAUGAGUGUCGGAGAGGUAUCAGCUGAAGGAGUUGCAUUGCGUGCAAACUUUCUAACAUUUCAGGGCCUAAUCUAUGCUCUUGAAGACUUUUGGGUUCUUCCAGGACUCGGUCAUGACCAUGGGAUUAGUACCCAAGCCAUUAGGAAAGCUCCAGUCUUGCAUUAUAAUGGAAAUAUGAAACCUUGGCUUGAUCUGGGAAUUCCAAAGUAUAAAGUAUACUGGAGGAAGUUUCUGAACCGUGAAGAUCCAUACUUGAGUCAAUGCAAUGUAAAUCCAUAAGGAGCUGGUUAGGUGUAUUGGUUGAAUUCCUGGAAAAUGUAGGGUUCCAGAAGCAUGAAUAUGUUCAUCUCAAAUUUCUGGUGGUAUUGAGAUUUCAAUUUUGUGCUACAUUUCUAAAGGGUAUUGGAUUGAGCAAAAGUGAUACCAGGGAGGAUCAGCGGAUAUACCUUUUAUUUGGUAAGCAAAUGACUAGACAAAUUGUCUGCUUUAUGUGGAAGCAGAAGGCAGCAGGUUUCCUGUAGGCAACUGUUUUAUUGGAUUUGGAGAAUGGAAGGUUUAUCAGACAAUCCGAGUAAUGCUAAUAAGAAGAGUAUUACUCCCUGGUUGUUGGUCUUCUUGUCACUCCCUGCUUGUCAGUUUGAGAAUUGAACUGGAUUGGGGAGAGGAAACCUUGAUGAAUAAGCCUUUAGCACAAGGGUAAAAUGGUGUGUUCAUUUUGGAGUUGUGUAGAUCAUUGUUGACUGAAAAAAUGAGUGGCAUUAUGGCUUCCUGAGCACGAUAUUCUUCUUUUACGGUUCACCAUAUAUUUAUUUAGAACUGUGUUUCUACUAAGGUCAUGAGCUGAUUAUCAUUGAAUUUUGUAUAAUUAAAUCAGAUAGCUUCCUGUAUCUGUUGAACUGAUAGUUCUGAUCAAAUGCUUCUGAACCUCCCAUUCAAGUUAAGGUAAACAGGUAAAAGUAGCUGCUGCUCACUUCAUUUUGUCAUUUACUUGUGGUCUUUCACUCAAUGUGUUUGUUAAUUUAUAAGGGCAACAAUAAGUUUGCUAUUAAACCUGAUGAGUUGUAUAUUUGUUUUUGUUUGUGGUAUAGAAGUAUCCAGUUGAUUGGAAA
Carica papaya (papaya) is the source of this 3044-nucleotide messenger RNA. It is a transcript of the gene GAUT7, whose product is annotated as galacturonosyltransferase 7. NCBI's taxonomy places the organism in Eukaryota, Viridiplantae, Streptophyta, Magnoliopsida, Brassicales, Caricaceae. Gene Ontology annotation, molecular function: polygalacturonate 4-alpha-galacturonosyltransferase activity. The record is from RefSeq and is a predicted model, not a curated record.